This is a messenger RNA of Trypanosoma cruzi, 960 nucleotides long. RefSeq names its product mucin-associated surface protein (MASP), putative. NCBI's taxonomy places the organism in Eukaryota, Euglenozoa, Kinetoplastea, Trypanosomatida, Trypanosomatidae. The record is from RefSeq and is a predicted model, not a curated record. The transcript has a single exon. Bases 1 to 960 code for a protein of 319 amino acids.
AUGGCGAUGAUGAUGACUGGCCGUGUGCUGCUGGUGUGUGCCCUCUGCGUGCUGUGGUGCGUUGCCGGCGGUGUUUAUGCGAGGGACGUUGACACCAACGCACUGGGUGGCUGCAUGGCGUCGGGAGUGUUGGGUGAGAAUGGAUCCCACAUGCCUGACGGAUGUAAUAAAACUGCGAUUACGGUGCCUUUGCGGUCAGUACUGCCCAUUACUGCCGUCGAAGCCUCGGCUGGAACAGAUAAUACUGUUGCAACAACGAACAAUUCGAAUUCAAGUGAGACUUCCAACGCUGGUUCUUCUCCUGGUGGUGUUACUGGUUCUAGCUCUGCUGGUGGUACUUCUGGUCCUGCUGCUGUUCCAGGGGCUUCUGGUGCUGGUGAAGGCGGUGCAGGCGUUUCUGGUGAUGGUUCUACUGGAGAUCAGGGCACCGGUGGUCCUCCAGCUCCUGCUGCUGCUCCUCCUUCUCCCGCUUCUCCUUCUGGUGGUCCUUCCGUUCCUGCUGCUGCUCCUGGUGGUGAUUCUUCAGCUAGCGGCAGUGAUGGUGAAGCGGGGCCCUCAGGCACUAAUUCAUCUAGCACAACAGGAGACUCUCCAACAGGAGAUCAGACGCCUGCUGCUGCAGCGGCUCACAACUCCUCGCCACCCGAAGGACCGGAAGGAACGACAUCCGGCACUGGACACAAAGGACAGGAAAAAGAAGAGGAAGAAGAAGAGGAAGAAGAAAAUGAAAAGCAGCAGCAAAGUGAUGAGGCACAAGCCCAACAACAUCAACAGCAUGAACACCCCGCGGAAAAUGGCGAAGAAUCCGCGAAAGACAAAACUGCUCUUCGUACAAAUGCCACCGCAAAUACAGGCGAAAGUGACGGCAGCACCGCGGUCUCCCACACCGCCUCCCCUCUUUUGCUUCUUCCUCUUGUUGUUGUUGUGUGUGCUGCUGCUGCUGCGGUGGUGGCCGCGUGA